Cylindrotheca closterium is the source of this 2103-nucleotide messenger RNA. Lineage: Eukaryota; Bacillariophyta; Bacillariophyceae; Bacillariales; Bacillariaceae. The record is from the annotation of a GenBank genome assembly.
AUGCUGCUGCCAACACUAAUAAUACUUGGCAGCGCUUGCCUUCAGGUGGCAAAUUCCAUUGUUGCUAGUCCCAAUCCCUUUGAAUUGUUCGAUGACGAUGGCACCUUUCUUGGUUAUAUGACUGUUCGGGGAGGAGAUGUGAAUCAUUGGGUCGAAGAUAAAGAUGGAUAUUCACUGUGUGGCGUCGAUGGAACCACACAUGUUAAUGACCGCCACUUGAUUACAGCACAACCAAAAGAGGGACGCCGGGAGCAUGCGCGAGUCCACCACGGAGAAAAAGUAGUUCGAUCGAGCCAUAACACCACCGGCACUGGAAGCAAUGAUACUCAUUUUUACUAUUGUGCCCAAACCGAAGAUGGCAAUGUGGUUCCCAAUACGGACUUCCCUGUGAUCUUUACGGACCCAAACCAAAUUUCGAAUCAUACGCUUCCGCCGCAUAUUCAUCGAACAGAAGCCAAGGCUGUAGAAGAAUGUGGUGACUUUUGUAAAGAUGAAGUGACCAAAGGAGCUGGAUCCAAACGAAGACUGGAAGCUUCUCCAAUCGCAACCACCGGAUAUUUACCCAAUCUAGUGGUGACUUUUCGCUUUGCCGAUCAUGGAAUGAGGAAAUUGCCGACAACGAAACAUUUAGAGGCUUUGAUGAAUACAAGAAAAGCUCUGCCGGGCAUUGCUCCAACCAAGGGAGUCAAGCAAGUGUUCCUGGACAACUCGAACGGCCAGUUUGAAAUUCAUUCUACUGUUACAAAUUGGGUGACUCUCGAUGACAAAUAUACCGAAGCUUACUGCGCCGAUAACGUUGGUGGUUUGGGUUAUGUCUUACAUGAAUGCUUGCACAAUGCUCUUUCCAAAGUGGAUCCAACCGUUAACUUUACCGACUUCGAUCCCAACGGUGAUGGCUACAUUGACUCCAUUGCCUUUUUGCACUCGGGAUACGGUGCCGAGCAUACCGACAAUAUGAACUGGAUCUGGUCACACAAAUGGAAAUUAUACAAGAAAGAGAAUGGUGAACGGGUCAAGAUGGAAUGGACUAGUGGAGAAGGAAUCAAGGUUCACGCGUUUCAUAUUUCACCAGCACUCUGGGGCUACUACGGUAACGAGAUUGGCCGUGUUGGAGUGAUUGCACACGAAACGGCACACUUUUUGGGGCUGGUCGAUCUUUACGACAAUGAGAUUGGAGCUGGCAUCGGAUACUGGAGUCUGAUGGCCAAUGCGUGGGGAUUUGACAGGUCUCAAAAAUACCCACCAUUUCUCGAUCCAUUUUCCAAAGGUCAGCUUGGUUGGGCGACCUUUACGGAAUUGAUGGAACCACAAAAUGGAGUGGUCGUGACACCUUCAUAUGGAACUCACGACUAUUACACGAUCCUUAAGGGAUUUCCGGUUGGCGAAUAUUUGAUCAUUGAAAAUCGUCAAAGAGAGGGGUAUGAUAAAUUGAUAAGUGAGACUGGAUUAUUGAUUUGGCACAUUGACACUCUCAAGGAUAAUAACCGUGAAGAAGGAUAUCCUGGGCAACCGGGCUGGCCCAAGAACAACAAGCACUAUAUGGUUGCCUUACUAGGUGCUGAUGGAACAUACCAUUUGGAAAAGGGCUUGAACCCUGGCGAUGCUGGGGAUGUCUUUCACGAAGGAGGCGUCACCAGUCUUGAUUCAUCCGUCGACAACUUUCCAAAUACUGCAUCGUAUCAGAAUGGUACACUGUUGGAGACUGGAAUCAUAAUAAAAAAUAUUCGAAGCGAUGGGGAAAAUAUGGUGUUUGACAUUUGUUUUGAUAAUACGUGUGCUUCGGACGAAGAAGAAGAUAAUUCGGUAGACGAGAGCGAAGGGGUUCUUGCAUCCUCGGACGAAGACGAAGAUAAUUGGAUAGUCGAUGAAGAUGGCUGGAUCCUUACAUCGUCGGACGAAGAAGAAGAUAAUAUUGCAUCCAGCGGAAGUUCUGGCACUUCCACCGGUUGUGAACUAGUCUCCGGCUGGCGGGAUAGGUAUACUGACAAUUGUGCAUGGUACGAGGAAAAUGACACCAAGGGAUGUCGGAAUGAGGGAAUGGUAAAAGGUACGGAUGGCAUUCGAGCAUGGGAUGCAUGCUGUCACUGCAAUACCGAAAAUUAG